UGAAACAAACGAAUCGUGUAACUCGAAAUAAAAUUUAGCAAAUUCACAUUUAAUAUUUUUUUCUUGAUUUAAUUUAUUUGACGUUCUGAGGAAGAAAAAUUACAAUUAUUUGCAACAAAGAAUUAAUUAUUGUUCAAUUACUUAGUAAACGUGUUAUUAUUGUGAAAGUUAUUUUAACGCGUUCUUUUAAAUUUUUCGUUAGCAAAAUGUCACAAGCAAGAUUAGCGCCGUGCCUUCAGUUGCCUUUAGAAAACAAAACGUUAGUGAACGUGAUUGAGAAAGCCAAGGACUGGGCCCUCAUGCAUGGUGUUGGUAUGAGGGAUAAGAAGCAUUUCAACAAAGACGUAAUUCAGAUUGCACCAUUUAUACUGUUACCGUCACCUUUUCCAAAGACCGAAUUUAUGAAGGCGGUUGAACUACAGCCAGUUUUGAAUGAACUCAUGCAUAAGGUCGCCCACGAUGAUGAAUUCUUGGAGCAAACUUUGCAGAAUGCUCUACAAGUAGAUGAGUUCACAGCUAAUUUGUAUGACAUAUGGUUGAAAGUGAAAAACGAGGGCAUAUCUCAACCGAUAUCGCUAGGUAUGCUGCGUUCAGACAUCAUGCUGGAGUCAAGAUGUCCACACACAGAGAACCAAUGCGCGAAGCACACUCCGUACUGUUCCUGGAAGCAAGUGGAGAUUAACAGCAUCGCGUCAGGUUUCGGUCACCUAGGGCCGGUCUCACGCGAGAUACAGAGUUACAUCCUAAGGCAAUUAGGUCACGGCGAUCUGAUUAAGAAUAUGCCGGAAAACCGGGCAUUGUCCGGUUUAUGCUCUGGGAUCAUAGAAGCGUUCGAUUUAUUUGGCGUCCUCAACGCAGUGGUGCUGUUUGUUGUCGAGGAAGUGUCCUACAAUAUCUGCGACCAGAGGUUCCACGAGUUCGAGAUAUCGGAGAAACGACCCGAGAUACAGAUUUAUAGAAAAACCUUAAACGAAAUUUACGAAGAGACCGAACUGAACGACAAGAAGCAACUAAUGUUGGACGGUCAUCCCGUAGCAGUCGUUUACUACAGAUCAGGGUACGAGCCGGCACAGUACCCCACCGCAAGGGAAUGGGACGCGAGAUUACGCGUCGAAAGAUCCACGGCCAUAAAAUGUCCAUCGAUCCAUUACCAACUGGCGGGAACGAAGAAGGUCCAACAAGCCCUGGCCGGUCCCGGGGUGCUGGAGAAGUUCAUGGGCUCCGGGACGAGCACCUCUCGAGUCCGGGAUAUAUUCACGGGACUGUACUCGCUGGACUUCGACGAGAGCGGCGAGAGAGCAGUGGAGAUGGCACUGGCCGAUGCCGAGAGAUUCGUAUUGAAGCCUCAAAGGGAAGGUGGCGGGAAUAAUGUGUACGGUUCGGAAGUGAGGGACGCGUUGACUCGCAUGCGACACAGCCGGGAGCGAGCCGCGUACAUAUUGAUGGAGAGGAUAUUGCCGCCUCUGGUAUCAGGGUACAUGAUAAGGCCGGGGGCGCCUGUCCCACCGCCGCUGGUAGACCUCGUGUCGGAACUCGGAAUAUUUGGGGUCAUUAUUGGUACGAAAGAGAAGAUCUACUGCAAUCGUCAGGUCGGUCACAUGUUGCGCACCAAACUAGCCGACGCUAACGAGGGAGGUGUCGCCGCCGGACUGGGCGCGCUAGACUCGCCCUAUCUACUAGACCUAUAACGAACGCCCGUACAAACCAUCUUAUAAAAACACUAUCCGUACCUGUCCGCUUCGCUGGGCAUUUAAAAUUAUAAUCAUUAUUUCUCACCCCCACAAAGAUUCUCGUCAUUAUCGCCCCCGCAACUGGUGUAGGGAG
Messenger RNA from Bombyx mandarina (wild silkworm), 1824 nucleotides. Its product is annotated as glutathione synthetase. Gene Ontology annotation, molecular function: glutathione synthase activity; ATP binding; glutathione binding. Gene Ontology annotation, biological process: glutathione biosynthetic process. The record is from RefSeq and is a predicted model, not a curated record. NCBI's taxonomy places the organism in Eukaryota, Metazoa, Arthropoda, Insecta, Lepidoptera, Bombycidae. Gene Ontology annotation, cellular component: cytosol.